Messenger RNA from Microplitis demolitor, 2545 nucleotides. RefSeq lists its product as uncharacterized. NCBI's taxonomy places the organism in Eukaryota, Metazoa, Arthropoda, Insecta, Hymenoptera, Braconidae. The transcript is spliced from 2 exons. The coding region runs from base 223 to 2244 and encodes 673 amino acids. The record is from RefSeq and is a predicted model, not a curated record.
UUAGUUUUGUGUAUUUUCUUUUGUCAUUGUAUUGUAUGUAUUUAAAAUUAAAUUUUAUUAUUAUUAAUCAAUUAAUAAUGAUUCAAAUUAAAAUUAAUUAUUGAUUAUAAUUAGUGUAAUUAUUAUUUAUGUUAACUAUUACAUGUGAUUAUAAAUAAAUGAAGUAAUUUUCUUUAAUUAAAAGAAAACUAAAUGUACCUAUAAUAAAAUAAUAUUUGAAUAAUGAAAAAAUAUAAAAAAGGUAGUGAAUCAAGUGAUAAAAAAAAAUCUGCAAGUAAUACUCUAGUUUCAAAUGAUGACAAUAACAAAGUGGAUGAAACGACGAAAGAGAAGGUUAAUUCAACACCAAGUACACCAAAAAAAUCAAAACCACCAGAUAGUAGCAGUGAAACACCAGACAGUGAUUAUCAUGAUGUAUUUUCAUUAACUCAAGAUAAGAGUAUAGAUGUUACGUGGGAUUGGAACAGUACACCGAGUAGAAAAAAAAAUAAUGACCGUACACCUAGGAGAUCUACGCUGAUACACAAGAAACGAACGUCUAAUUCACCAUUGUUAUACAAUCCUACUAAAAGAAAAAUAAUAAGAAAAGAUAAUUCAAAUGAUCUUGAUAAAUUGAAAGCUGAUAUGAUUGCGUUGCAAGCAACUAUUGCUCUGGAAACAAAUCUUUCUAAUUCAGCUGAUGAGUCUAGUGCUGGUCAGUCAAAUAACAUUAAUAAUGAUGGUGAUGGUGAUAAAGACGUUGACAUCCCGGAAGAAUUUAAAUUCGAUGAUGAUUUCAAUGACGAAUCAGUUCUUGUUGUUUCGCUUCCUGAUACUGUAAUAGCAAAGGACAGUGAUGUUGGUAAAAAUAAUGAUAUUGAUGAUAUGUUUGAUGAUUCAAUGAAUGAUACGAUGAUAAGGUGUAGUCAAGAAAUAGAAGAGAAAUUAAAAAUUACUCCUGAUUCUAAGUCUAAUAAAAAUAGUAAUAGUAGUAGAAAUAAUAAUAAUAAUAAUAAUAAUUUGAAUCGAGUAAUUAAUUUUAGUAGAUCAAAAUCAUCAAAUGAUUUUAAAAAUUUACCCACCUCGAAUUUUAAACCUCAAAAUCAUUUACCCGCAAACAAAUCAACUAAUAAAUUAAUGUCAGAGGAAAGUUUAACAAAAUUUACCAAACAUAAGUCAGAUCCAAUCAACAAACCUUUGAAUUUAAACGGACAGCAAAGUACAUCGGGUUUAAAAAGUAAUAAUUCAAAUGAAAAUACCGCGAGUUUGGACGAUGAUAAUUUUUUAGAUGAUUCAUUUGAUGAUUUCUUGGCAUCCUGUGAAACAGAUUUAACUAAAACUGAAAAUACUGAUUUGGUUUCAAAACCAACAGACAAUCGUUAUGGUAAAGUUUACAGUCCACGUGGAGAAUCAUUGAUGACAUCGAAAAAAUCACAUACAUUUUUACCCAAAGUUCCUCAUAAAUCGUCAUCGUCUUCAUGUUCAUCGAAACAAUCUAGUGUUAAUCGUAAUGUUAGUGUUCCAAUAAUGAAACCAACCGGUACGAUACCUAGAAAUCCAUCGAUGUAUAAUAAUAAUAAUAAUAAUAAUAAUAGUAAUAAUAAUAGUAAUAAUAAUAAUAAUAGUAAUAGUAAUAGUAAUAAUCGUACAUUUAAACGUACAGAAAGUUCAACAAAUUUAAAAACAAGUGUACCAGUUAACGCUAGUACACCAACAAAACCACAAGACUGGAAAUUUUUUAAAUCUAAAAGCAAUUCAGAGUCAAGUUUUGAACACAAAACAAAUAAUAAUACAUUUUUAGCUCAAGAUAAAAAAUCAAAUUCAAAUUUACGUAAUAAUUUUAAAGUCAAUACUAGUGUAAAUUCAAAAAGUAGUUGCAGAGCGUUUACUGGGGCAUCCGUAAGUACUGAACAUCUGGCUGUUCGUCGGACUACAACUUGUCUGGAUUCCAGUAGUGCAAGGAAAAAUAUUGUUAAGGAUAAUACUCAGUUGUACAAUAAUGUUGACAGAUUUGGGGGAAGAAGAAACGAAGGUCUUAGUAUGUCUAAGAAUAAUGAUCCUGCCAGGCAGUUAUCAGCAGCAGCAGCAGCAUCAUCAUCAUUACCAUCAUCGUCAAGAGAUGUUUCCAUUGGCAUGCAAUCACUGCAACUAUGUACGCCCGAGGAGAUCGAAAGAAAAAGGAUUGAAGCUAAAAUGAAAUUGGAGGCAAGGAAAAAAAGAUUGCAGGCAAGUAAUAGUGAUUUGGUGAGACCUAGUGAUAGAUGAGGAGCGACAAUUGUUUAUAGUGUUUGUUUAUUUUAUUGUUUUUUUCUCUGACUAAUUAAUUUUUUACUCAGGUGUUUUAUUCAUGUGGAAUGAUUGGAUUUGUUACGUUUAUUUCUACCAAUGAUAAAUUUAUUGUUUACGAUUAUUAUUUUUUUUUAAACUAAGAUUAAUUAUUGUUUUAAUUAACUUAAAUUUUUUUUCGCAUUCCAUGUUUAUAAAAUAUCUUACUGUGGUGUAUAGCACUAUGCAGUGUACAGUAAGUUGAAAAAUUCUAUAAUUUUUAUAUUUGUCGCUGCCUGUU